Messenger RNA from Caenorhabditis angaria, 2450 nucleotides. NCBI's taxonomy places the organism in Eukaryota, Metazoa, Nematoda, Chromadorea, Rhabditida, Rhabditidae. The record is from the annotation of a GenBank genome assembly.
AUGAGAAGUACUUCAAAUGAUGUUUUUGUUAACAACAGGUAUUCUUGUAAUUCUGCACAUCUCCUUGCGCUUUUUGGACUUUGUAUUUGAAAUAUUUACGAUAAUCAAAAUCAAAUUUUUAGGUGUUCAACAAUGGCACGUACCAAGAAGAUGUCAACAAUGAACAAUUCUAUCAAAAUCCCAAACGUUGAUAAUUUGUUGUUGGAAAGUAGAAACAAUUUAUGUGAUCAAUCAGAAAUGCCAACACAAAAUGCCUUACCUGAAGAUGAAUUUCAAUCAGACGAGGAUUUUAUGAACUCCUUCUUUGUUAAAACAACUGAUCAAUCAAAAUUGUCAUCAAUGGAAACAAAAUCCGCUGAAGUUGUUGUCAAUAAUACACCGGAUAUCAUAAUUGUUGAGAAUAAUGUGGUGAGUUAAUAUUAAAAUUCGUAAUUAAUGAUGAUUCAAUUUUUUUCAUUUUAGGUCGAUUCUACUCGUUCAGUUCGUCAGCAUUAUGAUGGGCACAAUUCCUUCUCCUGCACUUCCAGUAACUGCACCGACUGUCUUAAAAUCUCUCCCAUCGAUUGGUCAAUUAUAUCGACUGCAUAUAAUGCCAUCGAGGAUGUUGAAAUGACAAAUUUUACUCCCAAAAACCCUUGUGAUCAAUCAAAAUUGCCAACACAAAAUACCCUUCCUGAAGAUGAAUUUCAAUCAGACGAGGAUUUUAUGAACUCCUUCUUUGUUAAAACAACUGGUAAAUCAAAAUUGUCAUCAAUAGAAACAAAAUCUGCAGAAGCUGUCGUCAAUAUAAGAUCUGAUGUUAGAGUUGUUGAGAAAUAUGUGGUGAGUUAAUAUUAAAAUUUGUUAUCAAUGAUGAUUUAAUUUAUUUUACUUCAGGUCGAUUUCACUCGUUCAGUUGGCCAGGUUUAUGAUGGGCACGAUUCCUACUCUUGCACUGAUUUUAACUGCGUCGACUGUCUUGACAUCUCUUCAAUCGAGUGCUCAAUUCCAUCAACUGCACAUAAUGCCAUCAAGGAUGUUGAAAUGACAAAUUUUACUUCCAAAAACCCUGGUGUUGCUAUUCAAUCUCGAACAACGAAACGGGGAAGAGUUAUUACGAAAAGGGUUAGUCUUAGAUUAUAAUAUUAACGAGAAUAAAAUGAAAUAUGUUGUUAUUUUCAGAAUUCAUCUUCAAUUGAAUCACCUUGUCCACCCAAAAAAGCAAAGUUCAUAUCGGCAAAUGAUAAACCAACAACAUCAGCACAAACAUGUGGAUUUUCCGAUGACAGCGAAUUGCCGAGAAGUCCACCAAAUAUGAAUUGUCAUGAAUCGAUUCUUUUUGAUGAAAUUGAUGAUGUCACCAUUUCUCUCAAUUUAGAUUCAACAAGAGAAAGGUAAACUAUAAAAUAUACUAUGAAAUUAUAUCAAUUUUAAUUUUUUCUAGUGCUACUCCUCCUUUGGUAUUGCAUCAAGCUGAAAUCGUUCCAAUUGAGCAACCAAACCAUAAUGAACCUGGUAUUAUCAAUGUUCGUCCUAGUGUAUCAAAAAAUAUGCCAACGUCUUUAUCAAUUCAAGGAAAUGCUGAUAUUUUUGAUGAAGUAGAGAUUUCUCUCAAUUUAGAUUCAACAAGAGAUCGGUAAGUUAUCAAAAAUAAAAUGAAGUCACAUAAUUAAUUAUCAAUUAUUUAUAGUGCUACUCCUCCUUUGGUGCUUCAUCAAGCUGAAAUUGUUCCAGUUGAGCAACCAAAAAUCAAGACAAUUGUGAAGGGUCGCCCUCGUGGAGCAAAAAAUAAGCCAAAGAUUGUGAAGAAAAACGAAUAUGGAUUUGAUUCCGAAGACGAGUCUGUAAAACAAACAGUUAGUUAUGAUGAAAAGCGUGAUCUUGCUUUGGCAGUUUUGAAGAUGGAAGUUAGUCAAGUUCGUCAAGUUAUCGAAAUCUUGAAACACCGUGGAUUCCAAAAUACUUGGAUUGAAACUCAAAAACAUUUGAUUUUUGACUUUAGUGAUUUGGAUAAUGUCACCUUUUACGAAAUCAAAUCGUUCAAGAAUUACGAGGAGGAAAAAACUGAAAAGAAAAAACGAUUUGGUGAGUUUUUUUAUUAUCAAAAAUAUCAAUUUCUUAUUCAUUUCAAUUUUUCAGUUAGCAACGAUCCAAUUGUAUGUCAAAAAAAGAUUGAAGAAAUCACCAAAGAGAUUGCAAAAAUUGAAGAAGAACAAAAACGUAUUGAAGAAAUGGAAAUUAGUCUAGGUGGUCUUAGUUCUCGAAAAGAUUGGAAAACAGGAAGAAAGAAGGUUCUUACAAAAUCGAGAGCAAAACCGAAGCCGAAUCCGAAAACACAAUUGCAAUCAAAAUCAAUCGAAAGUUCUUCAACUACUCAACAACAAAUUAAUGAUUUACCAAAUCAUCUGAACUUGUCCGAAUCUUCUUCGUCAUCUUCUUCGAGUGAUUCAUCCGAUUCUGAAGAUUUGUAA